Molecule: messenger RNA, 5005 nt
Organism: Vitis riparia (riverbank grape)
Lineage: Eukaryota; Viridiplantae; Streptophyta; Magnoliopsida; Vitales; Vitaceae
Product: kinesin-related protein 4-like
Exons: 3
Coding region: 4251-4895 (214 amino acids)
Source: RefSeq, a predicted model, not a curated record
UUACGACUACUGAGAGAUCAAAACGGUGCGUUUCCGGUUUGGUUCCCCUGUUCCAUGAGCAAAAGCCCUAACAGUACCUUCGUUUGGCUAUCGGGAAAAGAAAAGAAAAUUCGGAUUCUUAUACCUGGUUUGGGAUUUACAGGCAGUUAUAAAAUUCAGUCUCUCUUUUCUUUGCUCCCGAUUUCUCAGCGGCAAUAUUCCGAUUUCAUGUUUCAUUUAUCUUUGCUUUCUCGGCGAGCAAACGAAAAUCAAUACAGCACAACUUUCCGAUCUCUGGAAACUUUAGAGAAAUAACAGGAACGCCUCUCUCGCUCUCUUGAAUGUUCCACUUCUCCAAAUAGAAUAAGUCUCCAUACUCUACACACGCAUUUUCGUUUUUUAUACCUUUAUCUUACUGGUGAAUCAAUUGCGGUAAAGCAAAAUUAUUGAAUUGAAUUAGUUUAAUUGUGUCCGUUUAUUAUAUCUGCAGUUUGAAUUAUGGAAUUAAUUUUAGUCCAUGCAUUAUAUUAAUGUUCAAUUAAUUAGUUGUGGUUUUGAUUAAGAAUAGAUUAAGCUAAUUUGCAUUGGCAAGAAACAGGUGUUUGUGUGUGGAUUUGGAUAUGAAUGGAUCAUGAGGUUAACAAACAAGCUCGCUUUGUAUUUUGACUAAGUUAGGUCACUCUUGAUUUAAAUCUAUGUCUUUGUACUUAUUGACGGUUUUCUAAUUGUUUGUCAAGUUUUUUUUCUUUUCCUUCAUUUGGGAACGACAGUUGGUAUUCAGCGAUAAUUUUACAUAUUAGCUUUUUGCUCUAUAUCUUCAAGUGAUUGUAUUGCUUUCAGAACUCGUAAAACAUCUCUGAAUGGAUAGAACCGAAAAUAUGCUAUUACAAGGGAAGUAUUCAUGGUAAAAAAAAAUAUGUAUUGCAAAACAAGAUUUUUUGGCAUGUCUUGGAACUUCAUUAUCAUACCAUGGUUGAGAACUUCGUAAAUACUCUUUUAAUUCAUGGCAAUUGCAGUUUUCACGACGAAGGGUAUAUGACCUGUGUAAAACUGUACACAUUUAAAAUUCUCAUUGAUAAGUUUGAGCUUCUUAUGAAUGUCCUGUUUAUGUACCGUUUAGUGAUUAGUCUUAAUGGUCAUUUAUAGUUGAUUAGCUACAUAGAGAAAAACACACACAAAAAAAAAAAAGACAGCAUUGCUUUAGAUGGAAUAACACCGUCUUCCUAUUGAUCUUGUCUCACUCAAGUGGAAACUUUCUAAUUUCAAAUUGCAUCACUGUAAUGUUAUUCAAACAUUGUCUUUAACAUUCAAGAAGCUUUCCUAAACAUGCUAUUAAAUAGAAAAAGAAUAUUCUGUUUGUAUUUUGAUUUUGAUUUUUUGUAUUAAUAAAUAUUACGUAAUCUAGAUUGGUGUUUAUCUGAUAUGGCCCUAACUUGAUUUGGUUUUUCAAUCAGUACUUAGUUAAUUGUAGUGGGAAUUCACAUAGAAACUUUUUUGGAAACUGAUGUGUAUUAGUCUCUUUUGUGACAUGUGUCUUAUGGUUAAUGUGUAUUAGUUUCUUUUGCGAUUUUUUUUUUUUUUUGUCCUUUCCUAUUCUCAACCAAUUUUCAUAUUUUUGUCUUAUGCACGUGCACACCACACAACUUAUGUUAUCUUAAUUGUUUUCUUUAUAUAGAAUUGCAUGGGUAUCUAUGAAUAUUUAUGGAAUUGCUUGGAUGUUUAAUUUAAUGUCGUGAAGAGAAUGCAAUGGCGGGAUUUUUGAGGAUAUUGAGUGCAUUGAUUAGGACAUGAAAAAGAGUUUUCUAAGGUCUGUUAAUUUUUAUAAUCUAGGGGUACCUUAAUGAUGGAAAAUAUUUCUUUCUUGGGUUAAUUGACUUCUUAGGGAACGUGUAAGAUAAGGAUACAUGCAUAUGCUUUCUUUUACUUUUCUUUUUCCAGUGGCUCUCUUUGUAUACUUCAUGUGUAAUGAGGUCGUGCCUCUUCUUUUAUUUAGUACACAAAAAAAAUGGAGAGGAAGAAUUCAAUCAUAAGAAAAGAUUCUAUACUGCUAUGUUGCAGUAUCUAAGGUGAAUUUGAUUACUAUUGUUGCAUUGUCGAGCUACUUGAUGGUCCUACACAGCUGAAGGUUGCAUUCAAUAUUCACUAUGAUUGUAGUGCAUUUGCUUACAUGAAUAUUUGUUAAUUUAAUUCUCAAGGCUAAUGCAAAGAAGGAAGAGAAGACCCAAAAAAGAUUUACCAUAUACAAUAAUGCAUAGUGUUUUUGAAUGUUGAGCAUGGGAGCACUGUUGGUUUCAUUUUUCUAGAACAAAAGAAAUUCUAAUGCCCCAUAUACAAUAGGGUAAAGAUGUAAAGUUGUAAAAGAUUGAAAAGACUGUUGAAGUUGGAAAAUGGAGAGCAAAAAAUUCAUCAUUGAUUCUAAGGCAUUGCUAUAAGGCUAUAUAUUGAACAAAAAUUCUAAAUCUAGAAUCUAAAGAGGGCAACAAAGAAUUUAAACAAGGAAACAAAUUAUUUCUGGCAAAAUUUUAGUAUCUACAUAAUAUUGUACAACUAUACAAUACUUAACCAUGGAAACUAUAUUACAUGGUUAAUGAUCCAACUUCAAUUCUUCUAAUACUCCACCUCAAACCAGUGUAAAGAUGUUUUGCAUUCCUAGUUUAUUAGUCAUUUGUUGAAAUGCCAAACUUUGAAGUCCUUUGGUGAGAACAUCAACUAGUUGAUUAGUAGAACAUGUCUAUGGUGUGCACGCAUAACCACUUGAUGAUAGAAGGAACUUCAUGAGAGGAUAUUUGAAUGAGAAAGGCUUGAAAAAAAUGUUGAAAUGUAACAAAUUGAGAGACAAGGUGAUGAGUGCAAGAUUUAGCUCUUUUUUGGAUGACAAUAGGUAAAUUCUCCAUUAGGGAUACUAACACGUCCCAAGACUCUUUGGGUGGUUUUCAUCCUUGACAUGCUCUAGGAACUUGCCUUCAAUGGUCACCUUGAGCACGUACAUUACCUUUGUUUGUUUUAAUUCUCCACUUUCUAAGGGCUUCAACAUUUCAUGGACUUAGUGGUAUGUUGCUGCUUCCACCAACUACUUCCCAUAAAUCACGACCUUUAAAUAGGAUUUAAUUAUGGUUUCCCAAUUUUUAUAAUUGUGUUUGCUCAAUCGAUGAGCCCACUCAUGGUAAAAUCUACCAUUGUGAUCUUUACCAACAAGCCUGGUCCAAAUGUAAUCAAUUCUACCAUUCUAGUUGGUAGUCCAUCAUGAUCUUUGUAGCGUCUUUAUCUCUUGGUCCUUUACCACACAAUUUCUCAAAUAGUGGUCCUUAACCAUGCAAGACCUUGAACAAUUGGCCUGUAAUCUCCUUCUCUAAUACCAAAUUGUAGAUAGAUACCUAUGACUUCUAAGAAAUAAUUAUGAAGAAAUGGUAAAAAUGUUAUCACCAAAUAUUGGAGAAAUAAUUGUACCAAGAAACUACUGCACUCAAUAUUACAUGUAGAAUGUCACCAAAUAUUCAACCCAAAACCAUGCAUUGAAGCAAUAAGAGGCCCAUGUCUUCUUAAAUAUCAAAUCAUAGUAAAAAGGCCCACAAGCAAACAAUUAAAUAAAAACACUAAAUAGGCCCAAAAUACCAAUUAAAUAAUCCCAUUGAACUCUAAUUCUACAUAAUCAAGUAGCCUAACCUAAUUACCCUUUACCAAACAUUGCUGAAUCCCUAAGCAUUUUUUUCCUUCUUUUACCCAAACCCUCUCUUUCUACCAUAACUCCCGCAAUUGAAAGAGAUAAAGAGAGAAUGGGAACAAGGUUCUCUUUCUUUAAAGCUCUAAGGGUGAUUCUUUGAUCAUGGUAAUGAAAGGCAACAAUUGUGAUAGGCAAGGAGCGGCGGAAAAAACAAUGACUAAGAGGGCGACAACUAUGACAAUGAUGGUGAUGGAUUUCGAUUAGUGGUUGUGAUAGCAACAGUGGUGGUUGUAUGGUGGCCAACUUCAGCAAUUGUGGUUCCCUCAUCUAGAAUAGUGUUGAUCUGUUACCCUCAAACAAAUAGCCUCCCCACCCACUCUUACCCUUCUUGUAUGAAGCAUUUUAGGCCGAUCUAAAACUUUUGAAACAAUUUCAAAAACGAGAAAACCCCUCAUCCUUCGAUCUCUUGUUUGAAACAAUUUAAGGUUAAAAAGUUUUUCACACUAAAAAAGUAAGAUUUGUUUCCUCUUUUAAGCUUUUUUGGGUUCUUUCAUAUAUUCUCACUCAAGAAGAGAAAAUAGAUAGUGUGAUUAAGCACCAUUUCUAGUAAAUGGACGGUGAAGAUUGGCCAGAUCCACUUCCUAAAGGAUGGACCUUGAAGAAAUAUUCUAAUGGCAAGGUUUGGGCACAUAAUACGAGGACUGGACAGACAUUUCAUACAAAAAAAGAUCUCCUUCGUUAUGUGCAUUAUGCUGAAAAUGUGCUUCCUCUUUUUGCUAACAACAAUCUCCCAUAUGAAGAUUCUCAAGCUGAAGCAGAUUCCAAAGGCAAAGCUGUUGAUGAUAACGCAGGCGAAUCUGCAAAAGCUUUUGAUGAUAAAGAAGGAAAUUCAGAGCAACCUUCUGACAAUGAAGAUGGCAAUUCGGGGGAAGGUGAUGAUGAUGAUGAUGAUGACGAUGAUGACAGUUUGUAUGGAGGUUUAGACUUCAGCAAAGGCAUUUGGGGCAUAGAUGACGUUGAGAUAAUCGAACGCACCUCAUCCCAUGGUUCAGUUAUUGUAACUGAUGUCCCGAAUACCCACAAUAAUCAACUGCCAGAGAGAAACAUGAAGGUCCAGGCUGACCAACGGCCAGAGACGAAGAUGAAGACGAAGACCCAGAGAAACAAGAGAGCUGGGCCUCGGAAGAAAUUUCAAAUGCCUCCUAAGCGUUUUCGUGGAUCGGGCUCACGUAAGAACCGUCAUCAGAAGCCUUAGAAAGUUUCCUUCAGGCACAAAUAAGUGUUCUUAUGUUUGUUCUUCCUGUGAAAACUCCAAAAUACAUGUCUACCUGUGGUGUUUUAUUUAUGAUAUUGCUUUUCUAAUUA